Messenger RNA from Pyricularia oryzae 70-15, 372 nucleotides. RefSeq lists its product as uncharacterized. Lineage: Eukaryota; Fungi; Ascomycota; Sordariomycetes; Magnaporthales; Pyriculariaceae. The coding region runs from base 1 to 372 and encodes 123 amino acids. The transcript is spliced from 4 exons. The record is from RefSeq and is a predicted model, not a curated record.
AUGAGCAUGACGUAUCUCGUCUUGGUCGCGGCUGUGAAUCUGUGGGCGUUCCGGGUGGUGCCUCUGGACACCUUUUUGACCAAAAGCAGCGUCGGUGGUUGGCGUGACUUUGUUUCCUUCAACAUCGACUCCCUUGACACCGUCUAUCUUUUUAUUGCAUUUGAAAGUAUAGUGCACCUGGGUGAAGAGACACGCAACCCGAAGCGAGCCGUGCCAACGGGAAUGUUCUGGGGUUAUGUUGCGAAUGCAGUCAUGGGCUUCAUGAUCGCCAUGCUCGACUUCAACGACAGCGCCUUCAUCGCCUCGGCGCCAUCACUUCGUCGUCGGCACUGGCGGUGCAAGUCAGUUACGUCGUCGCGCUCUCUUGUGUGA